Messenger RNA from Aspergillus pseudotamarii, 1051 nucleotides. Its product is annotated as GPI anchored serine-rich protein. The record is from RefSeq and is a predicted model, not a curated record. Bases 220 to 879 code for a protein of 219 amino acids. Lineage: Eukaryota; Fungi; Ascomycota; Eurotiomycetes; Eurotiales; Aspergillaceae. The transcript has 2 exons.
GUUCCCCCGUCGUUUCUUUCGUUUGUUUCAAUCCGUUCCUUCUCUCAAGUCCAAACUUCCUGCUUGAAGCAUAUCAGUUUUUUGACUUCGGUCAGCCAUUCUUUUACCAACCAAACCAACUACCCACACUCUCUUUUUUAGCCCACCGCUAAAUACAACACCCAUAAAUCAACCUUGACGGUUAUAUUAUCUCGUGUUUACAAAACCCUAACAGUCAAAAUGCGUUUCUCUGCCACCACCAUUGCUCUCUUCGCCGGCCUUGCUGCCGCCCUCCCCAACGGUGAGGUCCACACCGUCUACCAGACCGAGGAUGUGACUAUCACCUCUUGCGCUCCUACCGUCACCGACUGCCCCGGCCGUCAGACCUCCACCCCUGAGGGCGUUGAGCCAGUCACCACUCCUGCUGCUGUCACCACUGAGACUCCCGUUGCUCAGACCUCCUCUGCUGAGGUCCCUCCCGUUGUCGAGUCUUCCUCUCAGGCUCCUCCCGCUGAGACCCCUGCUGUCCCUACCAGCAGCUCUCCUGUUAUCCCCCCUCAGGUUCCCAGCGGCAGCGCCAGCGGCAGCGUCCCCCCUGCUCCCUCCAGCAGCAGCCCCGUCAUCCCUCAGCCUCCUCAGCAGCCUAGCCAGGGCACCACCGUCAUUGCUGUGACCACCUGCAUCCCCACCGUCACCUACUCUACCAUUGUUGGCACCCCCACCGGUGUCUCCCCUGGCAAGAGCUCUUCCGUCCCUGUUGUCGGUACCCCUGCCCCCAGCGGCGGUGCUACCCCCUCUUCGUCCGGCCCCUCUUCUCUCUUCACCGGUGCCGCCAACACCGUCGGCCAGUCCUUCGGCCUUGCCGGUGCUGCCGCCGCCGCCGCUUUCUUCCUGGCCUAAAUUCCCUUCUUGUCAAUAGUGUAGCCCCGAUUCACUCGUGAGUCCGGCUCCGCUUGCUGAGCGGGGGGAAUCUAGUAAUGGACGUUUUGUGUGAAUGAUACCAGAGUUGGACGGGGUUUGUCUUUAGUUUGUGUGUGGUUCUGGGGAGAGUUAAUACCAUUUGACUUCUUAU